Molecule: messenger RNA, 897 nt
Organism: Closterium sp. Naga37s-1
Lineage: Eukaryota; Viridiplantae; Streptophyta; Zygnematophyceae; Desmidiales; Closteriaceae
Source: the annotation of a GenBank genome assembly
AUGGCGGAUGGUCAGCUCCCAGUUGGAGACGAGACCCUAGACGAGCUUGGGGAGGAAUUCCUCGGCGAUCUCCCCGACGGAGCUCUACCUGAUCUCCACGAAGAUGUUGCACUGUUUACCCCUGUCGGUGCUCAGCCGCCUCCGUCUGGAGAACCUGCGGCCAAAAAGCUUUGUAGUGAGGGGCAGUCCUCGGCUGCCAGUACCUCGGGCACUGCCACCGCGUCACUUUCGGCUCCUCCUCCGAUCCCCCGCGCAAGCUCUUCCGGCAGCUCCGAUGCCACGGCUUCCGCACCUGGCCGCACGAAUGCUCCCUCUGCGCCUCGCCCGGUGCCUGCUUCUCGCUCUCGGCCCGUGCAGCCGGAACCUGAACCAGAUCACGCUGCAGCUGGUGCGGCCACUGGCCUUGCUCCCCACGCCCGCUAUCGGAACUUGCGUCGCCACCGUACGACGGUCGGAGCGAUUCUGCAUGCGCUGACGCGCAACACGCAGGCGAUGGUCGAUGUGAUCUUCCCCGAGUCCUCGGCGGAGGAGAUUCGCGCCGCGGUGUUAACACGUAUCUCCGCUCUCAUCAACGGUCAGGCGUUCAACGGGGUCAUUCCCUCGUUUGAGUCAGCGGCUGGACGGCUGAUUGGCCAGCAGCCUGCCCCCGCAGCGUUCAAGAAGGAUCCCGGCCUCCUCCUGAUUGGGAUCGACCUGGACGUCGAGGUCUGGACGUGCUCCCUGUGCGACUUCGAGUGUGGCUUGGCGUUGGACAGCGCCAUGUACCACCUCGCUUCAGAAACUCACCGCAAGCACCUGCAGGACUCGGCUCAUCUGCCGGCAGUCAAAGAGAAAUACGGAGCUUGGAGGGUCACUACGCUGUUGCAGCACCCUCGUAUCACUGCGUUCCUGCAGUAG